AUGUUUGAUCCACACGUAUUAGAUGUUCCAGCUGUGAUUUUAGACAAUGGUUCUGGAGUCUGCAAAGCAGGCCUGUCUGGAGAGCUUGAACCCCGUCAUGUCAUCAACACUGUCGUGGGUCAUCCUAAAUUCAACAUGCCAUCAGGAAGAGCCAAUCCAAACAAGUACUAUGUGGGGGAAAAAGCCUUGCACAGGCAUGAGGCAUUAUAUUUGCAGUACCCCAUUGAGCGUGGAUUGAUAACGCAUUGGGAUGACAUGGAGAAGCUCUGGGAGCAUAUUUUUGAGUGGGAGCUGGGGGUAAAACCCUGCCAACAGCCUGUGAUCAUGACUGAGCCCUCCUUGAAUCUAUUGGCAAUUCGGGAAAAGACUGCAGAAAUGAUGUUUGAGAACUUCAAUGUGCCUGCUUUUUACCUGUCCAACCAUGCAGUGGUAGCACUCUAUGCCUCUGCUUGUGUCACAGGCCUGGUGGUGGACAGUGGGGAUGGGGUCACUUGCACUGUCCCCAUCUUUGAGGGUUACUGCCUGCAUCAUGCAGUCACCAAGCUCCGUGUGGCAGGGAGGGACAUCACAGAGCACCUCACCGAGCUCCUCUUUGCUAGUGGAUGUAUCUUCACUGGCACACUAGACCAGGCCUUGGUGGAUGACAUCAAAAAGAAGCUAUGCUAUGUUGCCUUGGAGCCAGAAAAAGAGCUAUGCAAGAAGCCUGAAGAGGUCCUGAGGGAAUACAGACUGCCAGACGGUAAUGUCAUACAAAUUGGGAAAGAGCUGUAUCAGGUGCCUGAGGUUCUUUUUGCUCCCGACCAGCUGGGCAUGCACAAUCCAGGACUCUCAAAAAUGGUCUUUAGCAGCAUCAUGAAGUGUGACAGCGACAUCCAGAAGAAACUUUUUGCAGAGAUUGUGCUGUCUGGGGGCACCACUCUCUUCCCUGGGCUGGAGGAAAGGCUCAUGAAAGAAAUUGAACAGCUGGCUUUCAGAGGGACCCCCAUCAAGAUCAAGGCUUCUCCUGACAGAUGUUUCUCUGCCUGGAUUGGUGCAUCCGUCAUGACCGCUCUGAGCACUUUCAAGCAGAUGUGGGUCACCUCAGAAGAUUUCAAGGAGUUUGGGGCAUCUGUGGUUCAUAGAAGAUGCUUUUAA
This is a messenger RNA of Cynocephalus volans (Philippine flying lemur), 1134 nucleotides long. RefSeq names its product actin-related protein T1-like. Bases 1 to 1134 code for a protein of 377 amino acids. Gene Ontology annotation, cellular component: nucleus. Gene Ontology annotation, molecular function: chromatin binding. Gene Ontology annotation, biological process: regulation of DNA-templated transcription. NCBI's taxonomy places the organism in Eukaryota, Metazoa, Chordata, Mammalia, Dermoptera, Cynocephalidae. The transcript has a single exon. The record is from RefSeq and is a predicted model, not a curated record.